Messenger RNA from Vanessa atalanta (red admiral), 2829 nucleotides. RefSeq names its product SID1 transmembrane family member 1-like. Lineage: Eukaryota; Metazoa; Arthropoda; Insecta; Lepidoptera; Nymphalidae. Gene Ontology annotation, cellular component: membrane. The coding region runs from base 127 to 2688 and encodes 853 amino acids. The record is from RefSeq and is a predicted model, not a curated record. The transcript has 18 exons.
AUUCUGACGUUUGUCACUGUCUAAAACAGUAUUUUCCAAAUGUUUAGUAUUUAGUUAAUUAUUGCAAAACAAAAGUAUUAUUUCUAUAAUAUUAUACACAGACGACAGAUGUAUUGACAUCACAAGAUGAAGAGUUGUUGGUUGAUAAAAUUUGUAUUUCUAUUUUUAAUUCCGUUCUCGGUUUGUCAAAGGAUAAAUGAUGGAAUAAUAUUUCACUACAAUAACACAUACAAAUAUAAUGUUCCGUACACAAUAGAAGUCAGUAAGAAUACAGAAUUUAUUAUGGAAUUUGGUGGCGAUGUGGAAGCCUACGACACGCCAGCCAGAGUGACGGUGGCGAGUGACUUCGCCAACCGUACAUACCCGCUGUUCAUAACGGCGAGACAGCAGAAAGGUGUAUUCUCCUGGCAGCUGCCCAUGCUGGUGCAGACGCCGGACACGCUGGAACAGUUCACCAACAUAUCCAGGACACUGUGCCCUCAUAACAACAUCUUCUCAGAGGAUCAGGACACAUGUGAAAUAACAAAUUUGAACACGCCCAUAGUUCACCUGACCUCGUCGUCUCCCGAUCCAAUAAAAGUGACGAUUGUGGUGCAGACUGUAGAGAAUUUUUACAUAAAAAUGAACACGGUAGUCAAUAUGACGAGCACGCCGAGUCAGCCCAAGUACUACUUCUACCCGUUCGACCAGGGACCCAACAAAGUCGUGGAUCUGGACUCACAGAGCAUAAAAAAGAAGUUCAUUUGUAAUAAGGAGUUGGAUACGAACGAGAAGGUGACCCUGGACAGGUACAUGCUGAGGAGGAACCUGAGGACAGACUACGGCUGGCUGUCGAAGCCGAAGAGUGUCAUCGUCAUGAUAGAAUCGGAUGAUGACAUUUGCGCCGUCGUAUCGAUACAAAAUUUCUCGUGCCCCGUGUUCGACAACGAGCGGGACAUCCUGUACGACGGCUACUACCUGACCAUGACGAGGCGCGGCGGCAUCACGCUCACGCAAGACACAUUUCCGCUGGGCUUCUACAUCGUGUUCAUAGUGAAGACAUCGGACGACGACUGCACCGGCUCCGUCGCCACGAACGACACGUUGCCGAAAAUGGCGCAGUACUUCGGCUGGGAGGACAACGUCAGCGUCGACACUAACGACGGAAGAGUCAAGAGGUUUAGUUUCAAAAUAAUCCAGACGAUAUCGUACCAGGAGUACUUCAUAGCGGCCGGCGCGGCGCUCGGCUUCUUCCUGUCCUUCUACGUGCUGUUCGUGGUGGCCGUGCUGUGCCAGCGGUACCGCCCGCGCGACCGCCCAGAGCGGCUGAUCGCGCCCCCCAGUCCGCGCGAGGGGGGCGACGCGCGCGUGCGCAGGCGGCGCGCGGUCAACGACUCCAGCGGCAGCUCCGCGCACGCGUCGCACCGCGGAGACGGCAGCUCGUCGUCGGACACGGACACGGAGCUGUCGGCCGGCGCCGCGGACGGCGACCGGGACGUGUGUCUGCAGGGGAAGCUGUGCGUCGCCAACCUGUCCAGGUGCCGGCCGCGCGUGCUGUCGGCGCGCUCGCGACUGUACCUGUGGAACGUGCUGACGGUGGCCGUGUUCUACACGCUGCCCGUCAUACAGCUCGUCGUCACCUACCAGCGGCUGCUCAACCAGUCGGGCAACCAGGACCUGUGCUACUUCAACUUCCUGUGCGCGCACCCGCUGCUGGCGCUGUCAGACUUCAACCACGUGUACUCCAACCUGGGCUACGUGCUGCUCGGGACGCUGUUCGUGGCGCAGGUGUGGCGCCGGCAGCGCGCGCACGAGCGCCGCACGCAGCAGCAGAAGGAGCUCGGCAUCCCGCAACACUUCGGGCUGCUGUACGCGAUGGGCAUCGCGCUGGUGAGCGAGGGGCUGCUGUCGGCCGCCUACCACGUGUGUCCCAACAGCAUGAACUUCCAGUUCGACACGUCGUUCAUGUACGUGACGUCGGUGCUGUGCAUGGUGCGGCUGUACCAGGCGAGGCACGCCGACGUCAACGCGCGCGCGCACGCCACCUUCGGCGUGCUCGCCCUCAUCAUAUUCAUCGGGCUCGUCGGCGUCCUGAACGCAAACUUCUACUUCUGGGUGGCGUUCACCGGCCUGCACCUCGUCACGUGCCUCGUGAUGACCUUCCAGAUCUACUACCUGGGCAGGUUCCGACUGGGCGGCGACGUGGUGUGGCGCGCGGCGCGCUCGCUGUCGGCGCGGCCGCUGGCGGCGGUCACCCCCGCGCGCGCCGGCCGCUGCGUGCUGCUGCUGCUCGCCAACCUCGCCAACUGGGCGCUCGCCGCCUACGGGUUGUCGCAGCACAGUCGCGACUUCGCGUCCCACCUGCUGCUGGUGCUCAUGAGCAACCUGUUCCUGUACACGCUGUUCUACAUCGUCAUGAAGCUGUUGCACCGGGAGACCAUCGCCUGGUACAGCUGGGUGUUCAUCGCGCUGACGUACUCCGUGUGGUUCGGCUCCAGCUACUUCUACCUGGACCUGAACACCAACUGGGCGCUGAGCCCGGCGCAGUCGCGGCAGAGCAACCGCGUGUGCUCGCUGCUGCAGCUCUACGACUCGCACGACGCCUGGCACUUCCUGUCCGCCACCGCCAUGUUCUUCUCCUUCAACAUGUACCUCACCAUCGACGACAACCUGCGCGACACGCCGCGCACCGACAUCAUGGUGUUCUAGCCCCGCGGCCUCGACCCCUCACCUCACUUACACGCAGUACGCACUGUACCUGUACGCAAGUGUCUCAUCUAGCCAUGGUUUCCUUCGACCACUUCGAUCACGCGACCACGUCACGGCGAGUGAAGUGCGCUAGGGGUUAGU